Molecule: messenger RNA, 840 nt
Organism: Saccostrea echinata
Lineage: Eukaryota; Metazoa; Mollusca; Bivalvia; Ostreida; Ostreidae
Exons: 7
Coding region: 1-840 (279 amino acids)
Source: RefSeq, a predicted model, not a curated record
AUGCAAUUAAAAUUGGAACAGGGCCCCCCACCAAUAACCAUACAUGUCCUCGAGAAUGUCCUGCUCAGGAGAUAUGGAAAUGGGACGCAGUUUGGAACCACCUACAUUGUGUCAUCAGACACAGCAUACAGGACAGUGAAGACACUGGUGAUACACGAGAAACACCUUAACACCAUCAAGGCCAGCCAGAACUAUGUUGUUCUAAAAGUUAUUACAUUGCAGGAUGGCACAGUUAAAAUUGGCCAGCAAUCAGUAGUUAUGCACACAAGGAAACCAGAGAAUUUGGUGGAUGUAGUCAUAGACAACUUCCAGAACCCACCAGUCAUUGAUGAGUUGGGUAGAAUUGGAUCUCUUAACAACAAAGAAAGAAUUUCUGUAAAGGGAGAAGUCUCCAGUGUAUCGAGCAUAAUACGCACAAAUGAAACUCAAAGGAAGAUCGUCACCCUCACUGAUGGAAAUGCUUCCAUGGAGAUUAAGUUGUGGGGGGCACUGGCUGAAACCCCAGUGCACGAGGGAUCUUCCAUUGCCAUUACAUGCCUCCAUGUUGAUGUGUAUCAGGGCAAGAGAUCUCUAAACUCCUCUGGAGGCACUGAAGUACAGAAUGUAGACAUUGAGGACACCUUUGCAGGUUUCAUUCAAGCUGCCUCUUUUGAUGAAUCCAACACGUCCAUACUGAUUGACGAUGAACUUCUCACUUGCACCAAGGACCAGCUACAAGACAUCUUUCCAGGCCAAAUCUUCACAGAAGAUAAACAUGUCCAGGGAAAGAAAAGGAGGAGUGUUAUAACAUCCAUAGAAGAAGUCCAGCUUGAAAAUGUUGUUGAUGCCCUUAUCCUGUAA